Molecule: messenger RNA, 6946 nt
Organism: Gadus chalcogrammus (walleye pollock)
Lineage: Eukaryota; Metazoa; Chordata; Actinopteri; Gadiformes; Gadidae
Gene: nhsl3
Product: KIAA1522 ortholog
Biological process (GO): cell differentiation
Source: RefSeq, a predicted model, not a curated record
CAGACACACACACACACACACCCAGACAUACAGACAUACAGACAUGCUCACAGCAGCCUGCGCUCAGACACUGGGAGAGAAGGGAGAAGAGCGCAGAAGAGGACUAAGCAAACACUCUUGACUGCUGGACGGCCCUACCAGGAGCACGGACUUGGACAGUAGGGGGUUGUGACCCUGUGGCGACACGGGGUUCAAGAACGCCCCCCAGCCCCUCACGACUGUCCCUCAUCAUCCACAUAAGGAUCGGAUCCCAGGACCUGUACAUAUAUACAUCACAUCUGUAUAGGAUGCCCCGAAGAAGCUCCACGGGCGAGCUGGUCCCCAAGGACAUCUCUGAGAUUCUAGCCCGGGAGGCGAAGGCCCACCGUGGGCAGCGGAAGCAGGCCGGCUCCCUGGGCCAGGCCUUCUGCUGGUUGAAGGGCAGCCGGAAGAAGAAGACCGGCCACGGCAACGGGUUGAAUGGAGCGGGAACGACGGCGACGACUGCGGACGCUAAGGUGGAGGGUCAGAACCACUCACCGGUCAAAGCCGGCCCCAGGAGGCAUGAGGAGCAGAAGGGGCUGUCGGUCCACUACCGGGCCUCCCAGCAUUACCCGGAGAACGUGUUCAUCGAGGGAAACCGCUCCCGCUACCUGGAGGACCUGCACACCGAGGCCCAGGAGGGCCUCAAGAUCCUGCAGCAGGAAGAACAUCUCAUCGAUGGAAGCUUCCCCGAUGAUCAAAGUGUUUCCUCCUCCAACACUCUCCGACCCGAGCAGGACCUCUACUCCCUGGACAGCGGCUGUUCCCCGGAGCACGGAGGAAUCAUCGCCGCUUCCACCUUCAAACCCCUGAACAGCACAGAUACCCUAAAGAAACCAGACAAGAGCACCAGGAAGAAGACCAGAAGGACAUCAUCAUGCACAACAGAGGAGCUCUACGUUCCAGCCCAUCGUGUCUCCCAACUCACCAUCACGGCGACCACGCAGGGGCAACGACGGACUAUCAGGAGUCGCGUCAUCCCGACUAUCAAUGGAGAGACUCCAGUAGCCAAUCAGGAGGGAGCAAGGGUGAACCUAUCUGAUCUCGAGGUGUCCAGAGAGGACCAGCUGCUGAGGAAGCACCUCCAGGCAGUGUACCAGGAGGAGCAGCUCUCAACCCCCCAGGACCCUGGCUACCAUCUCAUGACAACCAUCAGCCAGAGACCCAAAUCUCUCGCUGUGCCUGGCAUUACCACUUCCUGCUCGGCAUUCAGCUUCCUCCAUGAGCCCCAGGGUCCGGUGAUGUCCAUCUCCCCCCAAGCCACCUACUUGUCUAAGAUCAUCCCCAACGCUGUGCUGCCAGCCUCCGUCGAGGUCAUCCAGAUCAGCCGCUGUCGGGGCCGACCCUCGGCUUGGCUACUGGGCCUCCACGGAGGCAGUGUUCGAGCAGUGAGCAAGAGCAGUCUCACGUCCGUGGACUCGUCGGUGAGCCCCGUCUCUUCACGGCGGUCCGACGGCGAGGGCUCCAACGCCGACAACUCCCAGACAUCCUCAACUGUGAUGGAGUCAAAUGCAAGCGGCCCCAGUAGUGACCAACCCACCUGCUUAGCCGGUAUGGGCCAGGGGUCGGACUGUGAAGCUUCGGGGUCGGUGUCCGGUGGGGAAGACAUGAGGUGCAGUCAUUCCUUCACUCGUAAUCUGUCUGUUGUGAAGACCAAGCUGCCACCGGCACCCCCGCAGAGAACCAACUCUCUGCAUGGUAAUAAGGUGAGGAAGAACUCAAAACACCCGCUGGUUAUCAAAGAUCCCAUCGACUCUGUGACAGCGAGCGCUGAAAAUGAGCCAUCACAGACCGAUAUUCAGUGCGUCGUUUCUGAAAGCACUAAGGAAGAGCCUCAAUCCAUCUCGGUUGCUGUUCCCAUUUCUAGGAAUGAGGUCACAUCAUCACAAUCCUCCGGUUCCUUAAACCCUUUUCCCGACUCUAAUAGUGGGGUUGGAGAACCGUCAAACCCACCAUCAGUAUCCUCUUCCUCCCUACAGAAGACUCGCUCAGAGGGGAGCAACUCUGAAAGGACCAUGUCCCCUUCCAGUGGCUACUCCAGUAGGAGCGGCACCCCAACACUCUCCCCAAAAGGGAUCUCUCCGACAUCGCCCGACAAACAGAAGAAAAGACCGGUCAAGCCAGAACGAUCUGGAUCUCGGGCCUCAUCAUCAGCCUCUCCCUCAUCCUCCCUCACCUCUCUCUCGUCUACUUCCUCUGAUCCAACCAAUCAAGAGGUCUCGGUCAAUAUCCCCUGUACAGCUCAGCAGGACUCGCCGCCUUCAACCGAGAAGUUCACACAAGUUUGUUUUUCUCCUUCGUUUGCCGACCGAGAGGUGUUCAACAUCCCCCCGCCUCCGAAGGUCAAAGCUCCAUGUGCCCCACCCCCAGACGUGUGGGCUCACAACAAACGCAGCGUGGAGCUCCUUCUUGGCCCUCCCUCAUACAGCAGUAGACCAGUGUCCACAAAGACAUGCUCCUCACAGACGACGGAAACGCAGGCUGAAGCCAACCAUGGGGCCAUCACUGUGGACGUCAUGCAAGCACCAGAAAGCCAUGAAGCGGUCCCCCAUGAGAAGUCCCUGUUAGAGGACAUUUUGGAGACUGUUACCAAGGUGCUUGAUAGCAAAGCAGGAAGCUGUUCAGCCCCAGAGGAAGUAGAUCCAACAACAGAUGUCCAAUGGGAGGAGCAGAGUAGCAGCCCAGCAAUAAAGGACACAGAAAGUCAGGAGAAGACAAUGAAGAAGCAGCCACCUCCUGUCAUGAAGAAAACCACAGCACCAGGAACGAUCAGGGAUGAAUUGUUAUCAAGAAAGAUGCUGAUAGAAGAACCACCGCAGCAGCAGACAGAAUGUAGUGAUGCGAGAGACGAUGUUGUUCCCAGGCAGGAUCCCACACCUGCACCACAGCCUGACAUUCAAGUCAGUCGCAGUGAGGAGGAAACACUCGCAGCCAUGCAGACACCGCCCGAAGCAACCCCCAACGCUACGAAGAAAGUCGACAAGGGCUCGCCUCCUCCUUCCCCACCCCCUGCCUACCACCCCACACCUCCUCCCUCCAGAAAGACACCUCCCUCGCCAAUAUCCCUCCCAUCCUCAGUGGUGUUAGAAGGAGUACAGGAGGAGGCCCACACCGUCGAGACCUGUUGGCCACCGCCUCCUCCACCUCCUCUAGAAGGGGACAUGGGCUUUGAAGGAGGAGAUGAAGUGGAUUUCCCUCCACCUCCGCCAUUCGUGACAGAAGUUCUGCCAGACGUGAUCCACGGAUGCAUCGCAGCCACAAAGGGCCCAGAGCAACCAGGUGCAGCUUUAGAAGAGGCUAAACUGACGACAAAAAAUUCCUGCAGUGGGAAGGGCAAAAGGACGAAGAAGAAGUUAUGUCCGUCAAUAUGCCUGCAGAUGAAGAAAGGAGCGCUAGAGGGGGCUGCGACAUGUCGUGACAUUAACUGCACUGACUUGGACAACAAUCUGUUACAGGACGUUUUGCCUCUGUCAGAGGAUGUGCCACCUCCUCAAAAGGAGGCUACCUCCACUCUGCCAACGUCUUUAGAGAUACCACUGUCAAACCCUAAUCUAGUGCCCUUGAGCAGUGUUUCCCCUGCACUUUUAUCGGCUCCAACGGAGGAUCAUAUCAGUGCCCCCUUUUCACCUCCAACGAUUGUCCCACAAGCCCCUUCUCCACCAGCCGAAAAUAAAUAUCCCGGUGUCAAUUUCAGAAGGCAGCCGAGUCAAGCAAACAGAGACACAAGGAGCAAAGAAAUCCUUCGCCACAAAAGCGUACCCAUUCCCAAAGAGGACGCCAACAUCCCACUUGUCACGCCUUCUCUGCUUCAGAUGGUUCGCCUCAGAACGGUCAGCAUGGCUGAAGAUGAAAUGAGCGCCGGCCAAACAGAAGACCACAACAUGCCCUCGAACGAGGGGCUGAAGUCGGCCCAGGACAACUGCCCAGUCCCAACCUCAGGGCAGCAAACUACUCCCCAAAAGCCUGUUCGCAAGUCGUUGUCUUACAAAUCAACACACACGAAAACGUCUGCGGUCACUCUUCACUCCCCCUCGAUGCGGCUACAGGAGGCCAUCCGCAUGAAGACCGCGGCAAUGUCUUCGAGGGACUGCCUGCCCUCCAGACUCGGUUCCCGAUUGCCGAUGAGUAGCGGCCUCGGUGAAUCAGGGACCUUUGACCCACUCAGGUCCUCGGCCUCCACUGCUAGCUUCAUCUUCUCCAAGAGCACAAAAAAGGUUGUGAUCGGGACGGCGACCUCUGCUGAAGCCCACGCCGGCCUGAAGCAGAGCCUGGCGGCCGAGCUGAUGCAGGUCACGGAACGAACCAAAGACGCCACUGUACACAACUUGGAGGUGAAGUGGGAUAAAGUCCCACCACCAGUGGCCAAGAAACCAGCGCAUGGAAGCCCCGCUCGUGCAAACCAUCGAGAAUUGAGAACGGAGGAGAACACGGGAGAAAAUGGAGGAGGGGCAACCGCACCACCUGAAGGACACGGAAUAUCUUCGGCGGAAACGACUACAACCACUGUGACGUCGGACACAAUAGAAACACUUUUUUAAGAAAGUGACAUCCUGUUAGAAAUCAAAGACUAAACAAGAUGGUGGUUGGAGAAAGCAAGUACUACCAGUGGAAGAGAAACGUCAGCAGCAGACAAAAUGUCAGCCUUGAAGAUUGUGACAUUUAGCUUAGCUAUCUGAGGUUUUGUGUGUGGAAAGUCUUUUUAAAAGCCUUAGCCUGAAUUGGCCCUUGUUUAUAUUUAUGCAAAAAAUGUCUCGCCCCAAGUUUCUUAUCAUAGCUUUAUGUGAAAUAUUUUUAUAAAAUAGAUUAUCUCUUGUAUUAAGGCCCCUCAGGAUGAAAUGGUGUGUUGAUGCUGGACUGUACAUAGUUGAUUUGACAAAACAGCGCCUCCCUGAGGAUUACCUAGGUAGUGGACACUGCAGUUCAGAGAACAGAAGAAGUGUGUUAAAUGUACAGAUGCAGAUUGAUUUGUGCAUAACAGUGUUAUGCACAAAGGAAAGUGCAUAGCAAAGGAAAAGUCACUCAAAAGCCAUAAUCAUUCCCCAAUCAAGGUUUAAUCUUUUGUUUUACUUUACCAUUUGUUAUUGAUUAGACUAAAACCAAUGAAGUCACCAUCACUCAAGUUAUUCCUAAUUUCAAUACAAAAAGUAGAUGGUGUUAAUAUACAAAAUCAGAGGAAUAUAUAUUUCUUCAUCCACAAUACGUUUCAAUUGUUUUCCUGCACAAUCAAAAAUGUUUUUACAAGACGUUAUUUAUUAAGAGUUGUAUGAUCUAGGUCACUUGUUUUACACAUUUCCCCAGUCAUAACAUUUAUUUUCAACCCCAGUCUUUGGCCAUGUUAAAGAAUGAAUUGGUCUGAAAUGAUUGAAACACUGGACUAAAUCUAUUAUAUACUAAAGUUUAGUUGUUAUUUGCCCAAGACUUUUCUGUACAAUAUAGCUCAUAACUUUAUUUGCACAAGAAUCCCCUUUAUGAGGUUUCCGACCAAGACAAAGACUAUCUUCUUACGGAGUCACAAAUUGAAUAUUCAAAAGAAUAAUGUACAGUUAUUACUUCUAUAAACUUUAUUACAAAUAUGUCUCUGUUUGCUUUUCAUGACUGUUUUGAGAAACCAGACCUUUCUUUCCUUGAUACGUUUUGUCAGGAGUGUUAUCUAGAACGGCACAGCAAAGAGGAAAACUUGAGGAUUGGUGACAGUUUAUUGAAUAUGCAGGAUGACAUUACAAACAGCCCAUAUGGUACGGGACGUGUUCAGCGUACACAUGGACCACAUGAACCAAUGAAACCAUGGACAGUGGCGAUUAACACAAUGACUGUAUUUCAUAAUGACCCUUCAUACCUGUAAGAAUACGUGACUUGAAUUCACUUAUUCACAUCCCGCCCCCGAUAUUAGAAAUGUCUUCCAGAAAACUCAUCGUCUCUGGCCGAUGCCGAUGCCGUUUCAAUUUGAGCUUGAUGAGUUAUGACCGCAUUUUCACAUGGGCUGACAAAAAGCAGAGGUUGUCAUGUCUGACCGUGUCCAUGUUUACUCGCAACAGUGAGCAUCUAGGAGAUGUUUGCUCCUUUCAACGACUUGCACGUUACAGGUCCUAGUUUGGUCAUCAACUGCUGGUCUUUCCACUGGGCCACACACUCCCCUGACAGCUUCAGGUCGACCUAGGGCAGGACAAACACGUCAGUAGACCCUUGAGUUUAUUUGUAACUAGAAAUAAAAAUUACACUAUUUUUAAACAAUCAAAUCCAGUCCAUUGUAGUAAGAUAGCUGCACAUGCCAAAUCAUUAUUUGUGCCUAUUAUUAAUAAUAGGUAUACAAGUCAGAAAGCUCCAUGGAUCCAUACCUGCAGUUUCUCCCAGACCUUCUUCUUGGGGUUGAGUUUGUCGUCUGGCUUGCCCGUCUCAUAUCCUUCCACAAAGACACGGUCCCCUGGGGACGACCCCUCCGGGGGGUCAAGAGGCUCCACCCUCCUGGGCUCUCCUUCACUGCAAGAUUAAAAACAUGCCCGCCACAUAAACAUUGUUAAAGCCAAGGUAUAGCGGGAAUUAGUUGAGCAGCACGGCCACCAAACAAAACCUCAACACUUUGGCCCCUUAGUGGUCAGGGGCAAAAACGUUUACGCCUCAUGAUGUUUAUGAUAGACACUGGCACACCCAAGACCAAUAAUUAACUUAAUAAGCUACAGCCGUUUCCACUUAGAACUGACAAUCGCCUAUUUGCAAAUGUGCAUUAGUCUGGAACCUGCUAAUCUUUUUACAUAAGGGCGUCAUCAACAGCCGAAGAGCAAAACGCAGUACGAGAGACAUGCAACCAAGCAGAGCAGUGAAACGUGUGACAGAACAGCACAUCCGACUACCAUUAUCCCAUCAAACCCACCACAUAUAAGAUCAACCCAUGUGGUUGACCCGGCUGGGGUCUGCUAGGAAUGUGAAU